ACAACGUUUGACAGGAUGGAAGUGUUUGUCAAAGAGUUUGAACAAGAAGUGCAAAGAAAUGAUGAAAUUCCCGAAGCUAUCAUCGCCAUCCAAUCACUGAUACGAUACAUCGAACAAAGUAAUGUAGGAACACUUCAACAACUCAUAGAGGAGCUUCAGGAGUUGAGUAGUCUACUAAAGUCAGCAGCUGGUACCUCAACAACCUCCGUCGUGUCCGGAUGUGACCUGUUCGUUCGUUUCAUCACUUUAAUGAGGAACCGCAACAUGGGACCUGUUGACAGUGACAUAUGGGAGUCCAAGAGCUUUGAUCCUGUUAGACAUUUCCUUUUAGACCGUGGCAACCAGUUCAUGAAGAGACUGAUGAUGUCGCGGAAGAAGAUCGCCCAGCUCGCAUACCCGUUUAUUACAGAUGGAGUCACGGUGUUGGCUGUUAGUUUAUCUCGGGUGGUUUUGGAGAUUCUCUGUAAAGCUCAUGAUAAAAUGAAGAAGUUCAAUGUGCUGGUUACUAUCUCUGAGCCUGAUAAGGAGGGUGCUAUGAUGGUGAAAGCGUUGAGAGACAAAGGAAUCCAAGCCACACAGAUAUUAGACUGUUCCAUUGGGUUUGUUAUGGAGAGGGUUGAUUUUAUUCUGGUGGGCGCAGUGGGGGUAGUGGAGAAUGGUGGGUUGAUCAAUAAGAUAGGAACUUAUCCUGUUGCAGUUAUGGCCAAAUCACUCAACAAACCUUUUUAUGUUGCAGUUGAAAGUUUCAAGUUCUACAGAAACUAUCCGCUAUGUCAAUUAGACUUACCCAACGAUUCAAAAUAUUUGAAAAUUGAAGAGAAGGGCCAUCCGACAGUUGAUUUUACUCCUCCCAAUUUGAUUAAUAAACUUUUUACAGAUUUAGGUGUGUUGACUCCUUCAGCAGUUAGUGAUGAGCUUAUAAAACUGUAUAUUUGAGAUUUAUAUG
Messenger RNA from Bolinopsis microptera, 946 nucleotides. RefSeq names its product translation initiation factor eIF2B subunit alpha-like. Bases 16 to 936 code for a protein of 306 amino acids. The transcript is spliced from 2 exons. Gene Ontology annotation, cellular component: eukaryotic translation initiation factor 2B complex. Gene Ontology annotation, biological process: translational initiation. The record is from RefSeq and is a predicted model, not a curated record. NCBI's taxonomy places the organism in Eukaryota, Metazoa, Ctenophora, Tentaculata, Lobata, Bolinopsidae. Gene Ontology annotation, molecular function: translation initiation factor activity; guanyl-nucleotide exchange factor activity.